Paralichthys olivaceus (Japanese flounder) is the source of this 9342-nucleotide messenger RNA. RefSeq names its product ATPase phospholipid transporting 8B3 (gene atp8b3). Gene Ontology annotation, molecular function: ATPase-coupled intramembrane lipid carrier activity; ATP hydrolysis activity; magnesium ion binding. The record is from RefSeq and is a predicted model, not a curated record. Gene Ontology annotation, cellular component: plasma membrane; trans-Golgi network. NCBI's taxonomy places the organism in Eukaryota, Metazoa, Chordata, Actinopteri, Pleuronectiformes, Paralichthyidae. Gene Ontology annotation, biological process: Golgi organization; phospholipid translocation.
CUCAUCCAGAUCGUCACGUCAAUUCUCUGAACGUUCCAGCAGUUGUCUGCUUGAGUAUUUCUUGUCAGAUUUCCCAGAAUGUCAUUAUGUCUUCAGUGUGCCAAGACAAAAUGACUUGAAUGUUGUGUUCACUUCAUUUUUCAACUUACAACCAUAACCAAAGAUUUUUCCAGUCCGAGAGAGACCUGCGCUGAAGUUUACAGCUCGGUUUUGCAAAAGUUACUUUUGGAAAGAUGGUUCCACUCAAGACUGACCCAAACCUGGAAGAGCAGCUGGCCAUGAGAUGAGUCUCCAGCACGUAGUCAUGCAUCCUUCUCUUCUCCCGGGACCGUUUGGCUGCCUCGUUGUUCUUUUGACGUUUCUCCCAGUAGAGGGCAUCCUUUUUCUCCUCAGGUGAGGUGCUUGGGGAGUAUAGGCUGUGACACUGGAGCCUUUACCUGGGAGGAGGAGGAGCGAGGCAGAGCCGUGGUGGACAAAGAGAGAAGGGUGAUGGAUGAAACUGACGUGUAUGUGUGAACAGUGGUUAUGAAAACAAGCAUGUUAAUGUAUAGUUGGGUCUCUGGAGCUCUUUGGUUUAUUGGUCAGAUCUGUCACACGGAUAUGUAGAAGUGGAAAACACUGCAGGUUUGAUGCCGAAACUUGAAUCUUAGCAGCCUCAGUUCCCUCUCACUGGGAUCCCUCCUCCAGCCCACAGCAGAGAUUCAUCCAGAGAAUGUAACAGGAGCCUGCAAACGUCUGCACGUCGUCAUGGCCAAGGAGAGUUCUGAAUCUGGCCUCUCAUGGGAGGUUAGGGCAAACAGCCGUCACUACCACAAACACAACCAGAAGAAAUCCUUGUUGUGCUUCCGCUGGGGGCGUUACGCGGACAAUGUGCUGCGCAGCUACAAGUACUCCCCCCUGACCUUUCUGCCCCUGACGCUGUUUGAACAGUUCCAGCGAGUGGCCAAUCUCUAUUUCCUUCUCAUGGUGGUGUUGCAGUGUGUCCCUGCCAUUGCAUCUGUGCCCUGGUACAUCACCAUCAUGCCACUGCUCCUCGUGCUGACCGUGCGAGGCCUCAAAGACCUCGCGAAUGACAUGGCAAGGAGACGCAGUGACUCUAAGAUUAACUCCCAACCCUGUGACAUACUCAUCUCCCAGAGUUUCUACUCAGCACAGUGGAGGGACCUGUGUGUGGGAGACGUUCUGCGAAUCCACAAAGACCAAGUCAUCCCUGCAGACCUUCUCCUCCUGUACAGUUCAGAGCCUCACAGUUUGUGUUAUGUGGAGACGGCAGACAUCGACGGUGAGACCAACCUCAAGUACCGGCAGGCGGUCGGUGCCACACAUUCUGAGCUGACCUCUCACCCCAGGGAGGAGACCCUUGCUGCAUUCGAUGGUGUUGUGCUGUGUGAGGAGCCCAACAGUCGCCUGUACACCUUCAGAGGAGAGCUGCACUGGCGGGGAGAGUGUCAUCUGCUGGACAGCCAGCACAUCCUCCUGAGGGGAACAGUCCUACGCAACACAGAGUUCGCUUACGGCCUGGCCAUAUACACUGGCGCGGACACCAAGAUCCUGAGGAACUGCGGGAAACUGAGAGUGAAGACAACGCAAACUGAGAAAGUUUUCAACUUCGUGGUGAUCGGGAUAGUCGUCACUGUGCUGCUGACAGCUCUGCUUCUCGCCAUCGGCAGCGGUGUGUUUUCCAUUCAGGUCAUGAGCCACACAAAUGUUCUGUCUGUUCUGGUGGCUAACGGCAAUCCAGUCUACACCGGCUUCCUCACCUACUGGAGCUACAUCAUCCUGCUCAGCCCAGCUAUGCCCAUAGCUCUCUACAUCUCGUUUGAGCUGAUCCACACGGUCCACAGCCUGUUUAUUGGCUGGGACAUAGAGAUGUAUUGGCAGCAGGCGGACAGACAGGCCCAGGCCAGGAACACCUCGCUGAACGAGGAGCUCGGCCAAGUGGGAUACCUGCUGAGCGACAAAACCGGGACACUAACUCAGAACCGUCUGCUCUUCAGACAGUGCUGCAUAGCUGGGGAGAUCUACGGUGAUGCAUCACUCAGAGCAGAGGAUGUGGAGCCCAUGGACUUGAGCUGGAACCCGUUCUCGUGUGGUGGUCUGUACAUGUCCGCUCCUAGCCUGGUGGUGAAGCUCAGAGGAGAGCAGUGUCCGCUCAGCAGACAGUUCCUCACUGCACUGUGUCUGUGUCACACUGUCAUGGCAGAGUGGAAGGAAGAGUCUCCGGUUUACCAGUCUGCAUCUCCGGACGAGGAGACUCUUGUCGGUGCAGCCAGGGAGCUGGGCUGGGUCUUUCUCUCUCGGACCAGAGACUUCAUAAAAGUCUCUGAGCUCGGGGUCUCUCGACAGUAUCAGCUGCUGGCGCUGUUGGACUUCACCAGCCAAAGGAGACGUAUGUCUGUACUGGUUCGGGAGCCAGAGGGUGGGUUAAAGCUGUACUGUAAAGGGGCGGACAUUGUGAUCUUGGAGAGAUUGCAGAAGGACUCGCCGUAUCAAGAACGGACAGAAAGAGCGCUUGAGCUGUUUUCUCAGGCCUGUCUGAGGACAUUGUGCGUUGCGGUUCGAUCUGUUCCUGAGGCAUCGUGGAAGCAAUGGAGUAAAACUCUGGCCCAGUCUGCUGCCAUGGCGACCUGUGACCGUGACGCUGUGCUGGAAAAGCUGUAUGAUGAGAUGGAGCAGGAUAUGCAGCUCCUGGGGGUGACAGCUAUCGAGGACCGGCUCCAGGAGGGAGUCCCUGAGACAAUUGCUCUACUCCAACAGGCUGGUCUCAAAGUAUGGGUACUAACUGGGGACAAAAAAGAGACUGCUGUGAAUAUCGCAUAUUCUUGCAAACUACUAGAUCCUGACACAAGAUUACUGGAAUGGCAGGAGCUGAGGCAGAUACUCCAGGCCCCAGACCCAGGGGUCAGUUUCCUCAAGGCCAGGCAGAUGGAGCUGUGGGCUGUAGACACGAAAACGUCUGGGGCAAAGACUGCUGUGGUCCUCACUGGACCUGAGCUGGCAGAGUUUGAACAGAGACCAGAAUGGGGGUCCACGUUCAUGAGUGUGGCAGAACAGUGUCAGUCGGUGCUGUGCUGCCGUGUGACACCUGGACAGAAGGCUGACAUCGUCAAGUUGGUCAGGAAACACACCAGCUCAGUCACCAUGGCCAUCGGGGACGGCGCCAAUGACGUAAACAUGAUCAAGACGGCUCAUGUGGGUGUGGGACUGGCAGGAGUGGAGGGAGGUCAGGCAGUGCAGAGCGCAGACUUUGCUUUGUCCCAGUUCAGGUUCCUGCAGAGGCUGCUACUGAUCCACGGGCGCUGGUCAUACAGGCGCAUUUCCCUCUUCCUGCGCUACUUCCUGUUCAAGACCUGUAGCUUUGCUUUUGUGCACAUAUGGUUUGGCUUCUUCAAUGGCUUCAGUGCUCAGUCUCUGUAUGAGACAUGGUUCAUCGCUUUCUACACAGUCUUCUACACAGUUUUCCCAGUUAUGUGUCUGGCCUUCUUUGAACAGGACGUGAGUGCAGAGAGCAGCCUGAAGUGGCCGGAGCUGUACAAGUCAGGACAGAGACAGGAGCUCUCCAGCCCUCUGAUGCUGUCCUUGUCGCUCCUCCAUGCCCUCUACUCUUCCCUCAUUCUCUUCUUCAUCCCGCUUGGAGUUUUCUACAACACAGCCUUUGACUACCAGACCAUGUCGGUCACGGUCUCCAUGGCAGCCACGUUCACUGCCACAAUUGAGAUUGUGCUGGUGACCAGAUACUGGACAAAGAUCAAUAUCGCAGCUGUGUUUGUCUCUGUGGUGCUGUACUUCAUUUGUACCAGGAUCACCCAGAGCACCCGCCUGUUUGAGAGAUCACCCAGCGACUAUUAUUUUCUUGGCACGUCUGAAAAGGCCUUCAUCGAUCCGGUUGUGUGGCUCACGGCUUUGCUUACAGCCUGGACAUCUGUUUUGCCCUCGUUUACCGCUCAUGCUCUCAAUGUCAUCCUUGUGGCCCAAGACAAACAUAAGGUCCACAUUGUGUCCCCCCAGCGGGUGGAGCUGAAGACAAAGUUCAGGAGCGGAACGUCCCUCCGCCGCUCCUCUUACGCCCUCUCUCAGGGAGCCGGGCCUGGACGCCUCAUCACCUCCGGGACCUGCAUCCGCAGCACAGCACCGCCGGUGGAUGAGAAGGUGACUGCCAGUAAUAACCCCCCCUACUCACAAGGCCAAACUCACACAAAGGACAAUAAUAACACUUCAAUGGCACAUGAUUAACUUUUCAUUGGGAAAAUAUGUGUCUUUAUAGAUUGUUUCUGGAACAGAUAAUUUAAGAUGUUUUGUAUCUUCCGUACUUCUUCUGUUUUUGUGGCCAAUUCUUAAUAGAGCCAGCUAUAUUUUGUACAUCUACUACUAUCCAAUAAAGUAAAUAAUAUAAACAAAAUACAUUACAUACCACAAAUCUAGUUUAUUACCUUUACAUAUAGACAGUAUGUACAGACACUUCUGUAUGAAUAUCUUCCUCAUUGAUGUAUAAGGCUAUUGUUUUAAAAAUCAAAUUUCCAUCUGGGGUCACAGGGGAUUCCUUUAUUAAAGAUCGAAGUCAACACAAUAAACUCACUGCACAGCUUUGUUUUACAAUUGUUUUAUUUGUUAAUUUAUUUCAAAACACGCAAUUUUUACCCAUAUUAUCCUUUUAAGUUUUUAUUUUUCUGUAACAGUUAUUACUCAGAUUUUUUUCCUUCUCAAAAAGUCUCAGCUAGUGUGAAACUAAAAGUCCUGCACAGGCUCUCCGGCUUCUGCAGUGGGAGGAGGGAAAAGAGGCUCUCUGACCUGACGUCGUGAGUGGGCUUAUCCCUCAUUUCUGCGUGGGCGGUGGUGUGUGUGUGGGUGAGAAUGUAUGUCAUGUUACAUGUGUGUUUAAGUGCAAUAGGCGGAAUGUCCACAGGGCCGUUAAAAAUCACUGGACCCGUAGAGCAGCAGCCCAGAGAGCUGAACAUUGUCUUCUAGGUUUGGUAGCCAGAUUGUCAUACCUCUGAUUUCAUCUUUGGUUUCAGCAAACACUCUCAAAAGGCAGACUCACCCUCUCCAGCAUGUGCCUGUGUCUGUUUGUGUGUGUCUGUCUGUCUGUCCGAGUGCAAUAUAAGCCACCAUCUCCAGACGACUUUGUAAACUUAAGCAAUUACAAUGUUAGCGUCUUUGCAUUGAUUGUGGCCCUUCCUUGGCUCUAGGGACAAAGACGGUCAAACAUUGUAGAGCGAUGGAGCCAUGAGCGGGGGAGGAGCAGCUUGCAAACGUCAACAUGGACUCCAUUUUGAUGUUAGUGGCAGUUUGGGGCAUUCGUGUAAAGCUGUACGUGUGUAGUGGAACAUGGGGGGGGGGGGGCUGCUGUAGUGCACUUCUUCCCCCCCAGUCACUCUCUAUUGUACCCUGAGUGACUGGAGGUUUAUCUGCCAGAUCAGGGCUCAUGGUAAAGGGAGGUGAUGGUGGGGGGAGCGGGUGGGGCAAGGGUCUAUGGACCAUGAGGUUGAUGUAUGAGUGUCUAUAUGUUGAGGGGAGGUGUCAGGGGGUUGAGGGGUUGUACACUCUGACCCAGCAGCAACGAUUAAGAUUGGGGGGGUCAGGUGUUUGCAUAGUUCUCUGUGCAAAAGCCACCAACCGGAGCCAUUUUUUUUAUUCCUCGCGGCUGGUUACAUCAUCAGUAGAUUUAGCAGGAAAUCAUGGCGGGUUGAUGAAAAAUGUGGUCUUUGCACCACACGUUUUUUUUGUGUGGGUGUUUUUUUUGCAAUCCUGCGUUGCACUACAUGGUGGCAGGAGGGGUGAAAAGUGAGAGAAUGGGGUGAGGAAGGAGUGAGUUAAAAAUGUCUGAUGAGUUUUCAUGUUGGAGUGUAGUCCGAUUUGGACGAGAUGGAGUGACAAAUGGACAUGUCGGAAAGGGAGAAGAAGGGGUGGUGAGGGGCAGUCAUUCGGCAGUCAGGCACUACAGCUCGUCACGGUUCAGACAGCCUCUUUUCCCUUGAUUUUUUUUUGUGUGUUCUUCCGUCCUCCCCAUCCUCCUCCCCACUGGCCUGCCCUCUCUCUACCUUUUUUCUUGUUUUGAAACUGAUUGUCUUCUACCAUCACAAAGACACUUGGUUCUGAUUGAUUAACAGGUAACAGAAGAGGGAGAGCACAGUGUGACUGGGGGUCGUCUACAUCAGCCCCACCGGCGACCCGUUUCCACCCCGCGUGCGAAAUGACACUCACACACACAUAUGCUGUUUGACAGUAAAUGCUGACGACAUUUCUGCAUGGCGGGACGAUCGGUUGCCGAGUGGCACUGUGGUCGGUUGGUCGGUCAGUCAGUAAGAAAUGGUUUCAAAUUUUUCGCAUGACAAAUAUUGCAACCCAUGGUAAAGGAGCAUUAAAAACAAAAGAAAACACUUGUCUUCCACAUAGGUACAAAUGAACACACAUACACAGAUUGAAGAAAAGCAUGUAGACAGACACACGGGUAUAUUCAAGGCCGCUCGGGUCUGUGUGUGUCCCUCUGAUUAACUCCAAGUAAACAGCCUGUCUUUGGAAAAGCAAGACACACAGUUCAGGACCCGAGUGAGGACCUCAAGCUGAGGAAUGAAGAUUGGAUGCUAUUGAUUGGGAGGAGAGGAGUUUGACCUCCCCCAGCACACACUGCCCCCUACUGUCUGGAUUUAUAUACAUCAAAGAAACAUGGGGGGAAAAGGGGAAGGGUUGCAACAACACAUGCACACAACCAGUGAAUCCAACAGUGACGGAAAAAAUCUAAAAACAAGGACCCCUCCAACGCCUAAAACCCGAAUCCUCCCACCCCUGUUUUUUUGUUUUUGUUUCGAUAACCAAAAUAUCCCCCACCCUUUCUCCACCCACUCCCGUGUCUUUCCAUCCUUUUCCUCCUCCCCACAAAAAUCACAGGUCAUUCCUGUUGGUUUCUAUACAGUUAUACAAUAUCCAUGCACAAAAGAAAGAAAAGCGCACCUUCUUUUCAACAGGAGGUGCUGGUCUUUAAUAUUCUAAGAACAUCAGGAGCACUUGAACACACCCAGGAACCUUCAAAAGUAACUGUGAAAUAGUUUUUUUUUUCAGAGAAAAGACAACUUAAAGGCAGAAUAAAGCUAACGAUGAGUAAAAGGUCAUCCCUCCUUUGGUUUAACAUCAAAUUUUUGGUUUAAAAUUCGGCCGAAAUCAUAUUUUUUCUCAUUAAUUUUCCUUUUUUUUCUAUUUUUCCCUUUAAAUGUACCUGCCUAUGAAAGAGCUUUUGAACUAAACUAAAGUGAGUAGCUCUCAUCCCUCUCUCUCUACUCUAGCCUUCUCUUCUGUCUCUUUUCUCAUGUAACCCCUCCACAGAAACAUUCACAAUGUCUUUUUUCCUUUAUGAAAAAACAGUAAGUACAUGCCGUAGCAAAAACAAACGAAAGAGAAACGUACGAGAGAAAAUGAGCGAACGAAUAAAAAGGAAUUUUUAACAGUAUAAAGCUUCAAGUCACAAGUUCCAAAACUAACUAUCAUAGUAUCAUAGUUUCAUAAUCAUCGUUUAUCAUUAGCAGUUAUUAUUUUUCAGUUUUAAAUUACAUAAAGUUUACAUGAAAGGUUUUUGAGGUAUUUCAGAAUUAAUUGUCAACACACGCCUACCGGGUCUUAGCACUAGCCAGGGGGAGCGGUCGACUGGACAGAAAGUGGAGGGAGGAGGGAGUUUGUGUCUAUAUAAACUGUCAGUGAGUCUUCCACACUUUUUCUAGUGCAGCCUCUGUGCUUGCACGCCGUGGAGCGAGAGAAAGAGAUAUUCAGUGGUAUGGUUGGUUUUUUUUGUUGUUUUUUUUGUUUUUUACAACUACAGCCCUCUGAGCUCUUCAAGCCUCUGCCUUUUUACCCCCCCCUUUCUCUGUUACACAAAAAUAUCUCUGAUGUGAGGGAGGCAAAGUGGCCGAGAGUAAAAGCGCACGGGGCAGAGUGAGGAAAAAGAAAAAAGAAAGUACACACAAAGGCUGUGAGCUCCUAGAAGAUCAACGAUACAGUAACAAAGACUCUGACAGAUUCAGGAGUAAACAUAUAAUUUUGUUUCAAAUAAAUAGUGUAUAGAAAAUGUUUUAUAGACUUUCUACAUGAUAAAGUGCUUGUAUUCUAGUGUAUCAAGAUGGAAAGUCAAUAUGGGAGAAAAUGCUGACACAGCCCCCACUCUGUGUCCCUCUUGUUGUGCCCCCCACACACACCCAGCCUCCUUUCUGUCCAUCCAAUUAUGGGUGCAUUGUCUGUGUGUGAGUGCGUGUUUGUAAAUGGGUGUGUAGCUUUAUGCAUGUGUUUGUGUAUGUGUGUGUCCAGUGCAGUCCCACCCGUGGUUGAAGGGAAAAGGCACUCAACUCUGUCUGCAAGGCGGCCACCUCCUCCUAUGUGGCACGAUGCAGUCCGACUGCGCUGUUACUACUAACAUGUAUGUAGAUGUGUGUGUAUAAUGUGUGCAAGUGUGUUUGUAAUGGUGUAGGGGGAAAGAUGGGAUGAGGGGGGGGGGCUCUCUUAGUUAUUUAGUUUUUGUAUGUGUCCCCCUAGGCAGUUUGGGACCGGUAGGCUGCAGUAUCUUUGGUAUUAGUGGCGGUUUCACAAACCACUCAGCUUAGUGAGGUAGCCACAUUGGUUCUCACUACAAACAAAUGCCAUUUUGUCAGCCUAAAUACCUAGAGCUGAAUCUAGCUAUAUGCUCACUGAACUGUAUACCACAAACUUGAUUUUAGCUCAUCUUCCUUUGGCGUCUUUUAACCCACUGCUUACAGCAACGUGAAGUUAGUUGGUACGUCCCGACCAGCUCCUCUACAAUGACCCAUCUCUUAUCUAAUCUGCACCGCUAAUCUGACUACAUUGUUGGAAAUGCUACAGUUGCAUCUUUAGACCAUACAGAUAACUAUUGAGUCCCGGGCUUUGACCCCCCGCGCACCCACCCUCCAAUAAAACACAUUGAAUCAGCCAGGACAUUUGGAGGUCAUUGUUUCAUCCCCCUCUUCCGUUUUCCCCCGUUCGUGGGGUUCAUCUUAAAGGUGGCUGAGAGUACAGUUCUGACAUGAAUUGCCAGAAGAGGAGAAAGCGUCCCGUCAUUUAUUCUUCUCUUCAGCAGCUCCCUGUUUUUCUUUUUUUUUUUUUCUCUUUCUCACGGUAAAUGUCUUCUCCGAGUCUAUAUUCACACAGAAUGCAAAAAAAUACGUCCUUCGUCGGCCUCGGUCCUUGCAUCCCUCCUUUUCUUCCUUUUGAAAAGUCCUUCAUUUUUUUGUUUUUGAUUUAUCAACAAGGUGCCUUACUUAUGCACAACAGAGCACAAUAGUAACAAGAAAUAGAAACUUUGUGUCUAUGGUACUAAUUAAAUACCCGCAUCAAUAUAGAGAGGAA